AUGGCAGCUCGUGACGACUCAUCCACAACCUCCACGCGAGUCGAGCAACCCUCGCCUGAAAAACAAGGAGAAACCUUUCAGGAGAACGCUCAGAAUGCAGAAACCGUCGAGGAUAUAGAUCCCGCUCUUAGCAAACGCUUGGAUCGUAAAUUUGACAGACACAUAAUCUUCUGGCUCUUUGGCAUCUGGCUAUUUGCCUUCAUUGACCGGUCCAACAUUGGCAAUGCCAGAAUUGAUGGCCUUGUAGAAGAUCUCAACCUGUAUGGGACAAGAUUCAAUAUUGCUUUAGUCGUCUUCUACGUCCCCUACAUCCUCGUUGACGUCCCUUCGAAUUGGGUCGUCAAAUAUUUCAAAGCUGGCAAUUACCUUCCAGCUUUGAUCAUUCUUUGGGGUCUCGUCUCAACGUUCCUUGGGUUCACAAAAUCUUAUGGCGGGCUCAUCGCCGCCCGAUUCUUCUUAGGCUUGUUUGAAGGUGGCUUGCUAGGCGGCAUGAUUGUCUAUCUCGCCAUGUUCUACGAAAGACACCAAAUGCUGUUUCGAAUUGGCCUCUUCUAUUGCGCAGCGCCGCUCAGUGGCGCCUUUGGUGGCCUACUCGCGUCCGGUCUGGCCCAGAUCAAGCAUGGUGGCUACAACCGAUGGCCAUGGAUCUUCUUCAUUGAAGGUGCAAUCACAGUGUGUUUUGGACUGCUUGCUCUGUGCUUCAUGCCCCAUACACCGGCCCAGUGUAAAUUUCUCACCGACGACGAGCGCCUUCUUGCCGUAAAGCGAAUGAGACUUGAUGCGAGCGGUGCAGCCACGGAACAAGAUGUUGAUCAUGAGAAAUUCGACUGGCAUUGGGUUCGCAUGGCAUUUCUUAGCCCAAAUACAUGGUUUUGCUCGCUGGCCUGGUUUUUCCUUCUGAUACCCUUAUAUAGCUUUUCGCUAUUUUUGCCCACCAUCAUCAGUGCUCUGGGAUAUUCAAGUACAAAAGCUCAACUGUUCACGGUACCGCCUAACAUGGCCGCUUUUUUCCUGGUCCUUAUAACUGCUGGUCUCUCCGACAAGCUCAAAGUCCGAGGCCCCUUCAUGAUUCUGGGCUGCGUGUUGGCAAUCGUGGGAUACGUCAUGCUUCUCGCCGCUGAGCGCCCAUCUGUGCGUUAUGGUGGGACGUUUUUCGUCGCCUGCGGCGUGUUCCCGUGUUCACCAAUGGUCAUGGGUUGGCUUUCUAACAAUACAGCCCCUCAUUUCGUGAGAGCCACGGCUACAGGCUUCGAGAUUGCAUUUGCCAAUUGUGCAGCUUUCAUAGCUACCUUCACCUACUUGUCAAAAGAUGCCAUACUCGCAUCUGCCAAUCCACUUCAGAUUCGAGGCGACUCGGUGACAACUACGAGAGGCUACGAUGGUGGUGGAGGAUAUGGUGGUGAUGGAUACGGGGGUGGAGGGUACGGGGGUGAGCAGAGCAGUUGUCAAGGCAGUAUCAUCACAGUGACCGAGAGAAUCACCACCGAUCCUACAUUUGGACCUACUGCCUCGACCGUCACUGUGCCAGGUCCAACUGUCACGAGCAUAGGCUCGUUCGGAACAGUGACAUUACCCACAACAGUGGUUUCCACGAUCACAGUUCCUGGAUGGACUUCUACAAGCAUAUUGACAUCCACUGUGGUUCUCACACGCACCGUUGCUGGAGCCACUACGAUGGUCACGAGUGCAGAUAAAAGUGCGAGUCAAGUAGAUGCGACAUCGACGGUGGUCGGCACUGGCUCGACUUGUGUUUCGGUGAUCACAUCAACAGUCCAAGGAAGAACGAACACAGUCACUGUUCCUGGACCACCAGGACCGACGUCAGUUUCGACAAUUACGAUCGAGAAAACAUCUACGUUGGUUUCUACAACACUUGUUUGGACUACGGCCACGGUAACCGGUACAUCUGUCUUGGUCAAGACUGAGUCUAGCUGCACGGCUACAAGCACUGCCACUGUUACGACCACAUCAACGACGCUGGCGAUACUCAGGAGUACAGUCACAGUGACAUCAGUUCGGACAACAGGUGUACCAUCCACUACAUUGACUGUCGUCUCAACAGCUGUGAGGACAAUAAAUAUCCCUGAGACUACACAGACUGUGUCUCGUACGCUGACCCCAACGGUAAAGGCGACAACGACACUCGUCAGCAGCAUACUAGGGAGCACCGGAACAAGGACGGUAACUUCAACAUCAGUGUGGACAAGCACGUUACCAAGGGUCACUGAAACAGUGUAUCAAACCAAUGUGUCGACAGUAACCAAGACAGUGCCAGCCACUACUGAGAUGAGUGUCUCCACCGUGAUUCAAACAUCGACUGUGUCGAGCACUAUCAUUACCAGCACAUUUAUCGUGACGCAAACAUCCCAACAGCCUGCUGUAUCGACUCAAACGAUCACCCAGACACUAGCCACCGGUUGUACGUCCUGGACUUCAAGUUUGGCGACUUCAUCGACCGGAUCGACAUUUUCAACAGCGAUUACAACCUCAACAAUCACCGUGACAACAACAGUGACGGUCCCUGAUACCUCGCCACCUGGAUGGCGGGAUUGGCGAGGCAAGCCAACUCCAGUCUAG
Molecule: messenger RNA, 2577 nt
Organism: Exophiala mesophila
Lineage: Eukaryota; Fungi; Ascomycota; Eurotiomycetes; Chaetothyriales; Herpotrichiellaceae
Exons: 7
Coding region: 1-2577 (858 amino acids)
Biological process (GO): transmembrane transport
Cellular component (GO): membrane
Molecular function (GO): transmembrane transporter activity
Source: RefSeq, a predicted model, not a curated record